GCACGAAGAUGAGGAAGAAGAAAAAGCAUGAGAGACACAAAUCUAGAAGCACAACAGAAGUGUGUCAUUCUCUUCGUCUGCGGGGAGAAGAAGUAGUUGAUGGUGAGUUCUGAGGAUCUAGUUCCCUUCAUUUGUCAUUCUCUUCGAUUGGUUGACACCUCACGUUUAGGGAAAAAGAAGCACGACGUUCACCUGAGGGUUUCCUUGCGGGAAGAUACAGCAGUGCCGUCACAAGAGCCUCUAUCGUUUAGGGAAAGAAAAAGAAGGCAUCUGGAUGGACGAGUGUUUUAAAAGAAAUACAAAGAUUCUGGAUUCUGAAUUUAGAUGUAAUUGUCCAAACAUUGAAAGAAAAGAAGAUGAUGUAAUAUUGCCCAACCAUGUCUUUUAUCAUAAAUUUUGAAUUAGCUUUAUCCAUGGAAAUGAAUUAUCUCGAAUUUAAAUUUUAGUGAGAAUUGAUUGUUAAAAAAAGGAAAAAAAGAAUUUCUUUGUUUAAUUAGAGUCGAAGUUUCUUUGAGAAACUUUUAAGCUUUAAGUCACUUUCUCUUCAUUAUUGAUUGCACAAGUCAAAGGAUGUGGAAGCUCAUCCAUCUUCACACGCUAAUCUAAAAACAUAAAAUCUCAAGCAAAAGGGUGGACAGAGCAAGUAGCUAGAAAAGGAACCUUCAGUAAGGCUAGUGCAGAAAUGUUCAAAAGAAGAAAACUUCAACCUCCAUGCUCAUUCCUACAACAGCUUAGCUUCCAAGAAGUAUCGCCAACUCAACCUUUCUCACAAAUCUCUCCACCUAUAAAUACCAUUUUCUUCACCACCAUUUUCCAUAUCCAUCUUGUUUGCCUUGUCUAUUCUCUCCAUAUAUACUUUUCUUUUUCAAUCGACAAGUUCAUCAUUAUAAGCUAUUCAAUUCAUACAAUGACUAGCUUCAAGCUGAAUUCUCUUACAACAUUGCCCUCUUUCAUUGUUUUCCUUGUGUUUUGCUCAUCGGUUAAUGUCUCUUUCGCAUCCCUUAGAGUGGGAUUUUAUAGAUCAUCUUGUCCAUCGGCAGAAGCCAUUGUGAGAAAAGCAGUAAACAAAGCCGUGUCUCAAAAUCCAGGAUUGGGUGCUGGCCUGAUUAGGAUGCAUUUCCAUGACUGCUUCGUCAGGGGCUGUGAUGCUUCUGUAUUGCUGAAAUCCACGCCAGGAAACCCAUCAGAGAGAGAACAUGUAGCCAAUAAUCCUAGUUUACGAGGUUUUGAGGUUAUUGAUGAAGCAAAGGCUGAAAUUGAAGCCUUAUGUCCACAAACUGUGUCGUGCGCAGAUAUUCUUGCUUUCGCUGCACGUGAUAGUUCCUAUAAGCUUGGAGGGAUAAACUAUGUAGUCCCAGCAGGACGGCGGGAUGGACGUGUUUCUAGAGAGGAUGAAGUGGGACAAAACCUCCCUCCUUUUUUCUUCAACGCACAGCAACUCGCAGACAAUUUUGCCCGUAAAGGAAUGUCAGUGGAUGAGAUGGUGACACUGUCUGGAGCACAUUCCAUUGGUGUAUCACACUGCUCUUCCUUCUCUAGUCGUCUCUACAACUUCAAUGCCACUCAUGCUCAAGAUCCUUCCAUGGAUCCUAGGUAUGCAGCUUUCUUGAAGACAAAGUGCCCUCCACCUAGUGCUAAUAGAGUUGAUGGAGGUCCCACAGUUGCACUUGACCCUACCCCUAAUCGCAUGGACAAUAAAUACUACAUGGAAUUGAAGAAGAAUCGAGGAUUACUGACUUCGGACCAGACAUUGAUGAACAGUGCUUCCACACAGAUGAUGGUGGUGAACAAUGCAAGGAAUGCUGGAACAUGGGCUGCCAAGUUUGCCAAGGCAAUGGUACAUAUGGGUUCUCUCGAUGUUCUUACAGGAACCGAUGGUGAAAUCAGAAGACAAUGCAGUGCCGCGAACUAAUCUCAUCAUGUACAAUAUUUUUUGCUUCCUAGUCCUUUCUCUGAAUCUUUCGUUCAUUUGUUUUUAAAUUUUUUUAAAACAUUUCUUGUUUUUUCAACGGAAUUGUAAAGUUUCAAAAUGUGAUGUAAUACUCGAUUAUGACCAAUCAAUGCAA
Molecule: messenger RNA, 2066 nt
Organism: Manihot esculenta (cassava)
Lineage: Eukaryota; Viridiplantae; Streptophyta; Magnoliopsida; Malpighiales; Euphorbiaceae
Product: peroxidase 5
Exons: 2
Coding region: 683-1912 (409 amino acids)
Biological process (GO): hydrogen peroxide catabolic process; response to oxidative stress
Cellular component (GO): plasmodesma; plant-type cell wall
Molecular function (GO): heme binding; peroxidase activity
Source: RefSeq, a predicted model, not a curated record